AUGGAGGACAAAGAAGCAGAAGAAGAAAAAGGAGGAGAAGAGAGGAGAGGCGAGGAGAGAACGAAAGGAAAAGAAGAAGACAAAGAGGGUUUAAAAACGAGAACAAAAGACGAAAACCUACUCGUCCUCGAGACAACAACAGCCGAGAAGGAAGAGAAAAGAGACGACGACGGAGAACUCCGAAACGCUGCUGCUUCCAAUCACGUGGUGCUGGCGAUGACGUCUCCGAUCAAGAGGCGGUUCACGCAGGAGAGCGUAGACGAUGACCAGAAUAUCUCUGUUACGGAGGAUUCUUCGAACAGUAGCAGGAGUGGUUUAAUUGCAGAGGAAAGCGUCCAAGAGGAAGGAGGAGAAGCGGGAGAGCAGAUGAUUUUCUAUCGCGUGUUCGCGAGGUUACAAAAGAAAGAUUUACGGAAAGAACGGUCGGCGGCGAACGAUUUGAAGUUUAUAUCGAGAGUUGGUUUGGGAGAAGAUGAUGAUGGUGGGAGGAUGAGGUUGGUAGAGGCGAGAUCGCGGUCGGAGAAGUUAGACGCGGUGCUUUUGUUAGAUGUGGAUGAUGAGAACGUGGCAUCGGAGGCGGCGGCGGAGACUGGUGAAGGCGAAUCCGCGGAGAAGACGAGCAUAAAGACGUUGCGAGAUGUGGUGAAGAAAAUGGUCGAGAAAGCUAAGACGCAUUUUGAUGAUAACAGCAGCGAUGAAUCCGCGGCGUUGAUCUCUUCGAUUUUCUUGGACGACGCGAUGAAUUCGUCUGUCGCAACCGCUUCUGUACAAAGUAACGGGGCGCUCAUAAUCCCUGUUUCCGCAAAAACGUGCGUGUUAAAAUCGGCAAGGCUGGUUAUCAUCGCGCGCGCAAAAGAGUGGUUGAAAGUUUCGUUUUCUCCCCUUCCUUUCAAUAAUAAUAAUAAUAAUAAUAGGAACGGGUAUAAAUUCGUCGUCUUGGUCAUCACGGAUGCUUACGCUAUGCACAAACAAACAAAAAACGCACUCGCCACGAGUGGGACUAUUGCCACUCUCUUUAGUGACGAAGAGUUUUACUUCGAAGCACUCGCUGCGGGAUCUGUGAGCGAAUUUCGAGAGGCUAUGUGUCGUUUCUUGUAUCGUCACGGAGGCGACGACGAUGGAAACGGACAACCUCAAGAACGAACGUUUUCACUUCUCGAAACAACUUUAAUAGAAGAGGAAGCAGACAGAGAACAGAGAAAAGCAAUACAACGACGGUGCUGCUCAAAUAUUUCCUUUUUCGCACGAAUCUCGGAUGAUUUUCAUCGCGUCGUUAAGAAACGUUAUUGGAGCGAUUUCGCGGACGCCUUUAAAGACGCGCCUACAUUUUUUCGAGCUUUGAACACAAUCGUCUGGCUCUUCUUCAACACUACGGUUCCUUGUUUGGCGGUGGGUUUGGUUUUUACCAUCGACUCCGACGAACGCAUUGGCCUGGAGAGCUUUCUAACCUCCGAAGCUUUGGCAAAUGUGGCAUUUUCGUUGUUUGGUGGGCAAUCCGCGUUAGUAUUUCGGAUAACCGGUCCAACGUUAGCGUUUCUUCAAGUCGUGAGGAUAACCGCGUCUCGAUUGAACGCGCACAUGGUAACGUUCUAUUCCAUCGUCGCCCUGGUCUCUGGCUUAUCGUCUAUGCUCUUUGCCUCUUUUUCGGGUGCGUCGCUGAUUAAAUACGUUGGAAGAUUCUUUGCCGAAUGCCUGCGAAUGUUCGUCGCGGUUAUUUUCAUGUAUUCAUCGAUAAACGCCAUGCGCAACAAAGGCAUGCAAAGCGCGGAAACAGUUUCCGAGUUUCUCAAGUAUUUCAUUUUACACAUUGGAACGUUCAGCUUGAGUAGAAAAAUACAAUCAAUUAAAACGAGUCCGUUUCUAAAGACGACGAUACGGAAAGUCUUAUCCGAUUUGGCGCCGGCGAUUGGUUUAUUGGUAUUUACGGGCGUGAGCUACAUCGCGCCAGACGUGCCGGUCGAUCGAGUCCAUGACGAGAGGUACAAACUGAGUGGCACAAUGUGGCCAACAUAUACGCCCGCAAGGUAUUCCGAGAUGAAAGAUAAUCCAAAAUCAGUACUCGUCGCUUGCUUUUGCGGCGUAUCACUCGCAGUGCAAGUAUUUUUUGAGAGCCAAAUCUCAGCGGUUCUUUCGAACCGACCGGAGAAUAAGCUUAAGAAAGGUAAAUCGUAUCAUUACGAUUACUUUAUCGUCGGGGUUAUAAACGCGUUGCAAGGUUUGUUCGGCCUUCCAAUCGCUAUACCAUCUUUACCGCACUCGCCCAUCCACGCGAGAAUUUCGAGUUUGAGCGUCGAGUAUCAAGAAGAUUACGUGGCAAAAACGCAUAUUAUUUCAGCCACAGAAAACGGAAGAUUUACGAACUUAUGCGCGAGUUUGCUUCGUUUACUUUCCUUAUGGGUUUUUCGUCACGCGUUAUAUGGAGAAAUACCUGUAGCAGCGAUAUCCGGUUUUUUACUCUACAUGGGUUACACGUCCUUAGAAGAUAACGAUAUAUGGAAACGGUUCCUUCUCAUGUUUACGCAAAGAGAGCAAGUGAACCACCGAGCGGAAGAGAGUUUCCGUUUCGUGCGUCUGGGCGUAAUCAACGCGUACACGAUUUUGCAAAUACUAUCCUUUGCGGUCGUCUUUACAGUAUCGCGUUCGACAGAUUUCGAUAAGAAUACUGUGUUACCCGUGGCUACGUUUUAUCCUUUUUUGUUCAUAUUGAUAAUUGUUUUCGCGACGUACGUUUUACCUAUAUUCUUCGCGGAGAAGGAUCUGAGAGUACUCACGAAAGUUACGAGGCGGUUAGUUUCUCCCUUAUUUUGUUAA
Messenger RNA from Bathycoccus prasinos, 2811 nucleotides. RefSeq lists its product with no specific name. Gene Ontology annotation, biological process: transmembrane transport; monoatomic ion homeostasis; monoatomic anion transport. Bases 1 to 2811 code for a protein of 936 amino acids. NCBI's taxonomy places the organism in Eukaryota, Viridiplantae, Chlorophyta, Mamiellophyceae, Mamiellales, Bathycoccaceae. The transcript has a single exon. The record is from RefSeq and is a predicted model, not a curated record. Gene Ontology annotation, cellular component: plasma membrane. Gene Ontology annotation, molecular function: solute:inorganic anion antiporter activity.